Molecule: messenger RNA, 3961 nt
Organism: Eubalaena glacialis (North Atlantic right whale)
Lineage: Eukaryota; Metazoa; Chordata; Mammalia; Artiodactyla; Balaenidae
Gene: UPP2
Product: uridine phosphorylase 2
Exons: 7
Coding region: 278-1240 (320 amino acids)
Biological process (GO): nucleotide catabolic process; uridine catabolic process
Cellular component (GO): cytoplasm; cytosol
Molecular function (GO): uridine phosphorylase activity
Source: RefSeq, a predicted model, not a curated record
CCUUCAAAGGGAACCUAUCUUCUUGGGGAAGUGUUGCUCCGAGAGCUGGGCUGUAGUUUAAAAGGCCAUGUCAGAGAGAAUAUUUUUGAAUUAAUGAGGGAGUUUAGAAUGCUAAGGGAAAAGUUCCAUUAGCAAUUUCAGAAGAAAACAAGUUUUAAGGGAGAGUGGCAUUCUUAAUUGUCAUUCUACCAUAAUUUGAUCCAUAAUUUAAUAGUAAAUCACAAUAUUUUUCUUUCCUGAUAUCAACUUAAGAGUGACUAUCCUCAUAAUACAAAGUAUGACUUCCAGUUUUCCUGCUUCCAAUACAUCCAUGAGAUCUGAGAGGAAUACAUAUGUUGGAAAAGGUUUUGUUCAUGUUAAAAAUCCUUACCUGGACUCUAUGGAUGAAGAUGUUCUCUAUCACUUGGAUUUAGGAACAAAAACACACAACCUACCAGAAAUGUUUGGGGAUGUAAAGUUUGUCUGCGUUGGUGGAAGCCCUAACAGAAUGAAAGCAUUUGCACUCUUUAUGCACAAGGAGCUCAGAUUGGAAGACAGUGAAGAGGACGUCAAGGACAUCUGCGCCGGGACUGACAGAUAUUGUAUGUACAAAAUUGGUCCCGUGCUCUCUAUCAGUCAUGGCAUGGGCAUCCCCUCCAUUUCUAUUAUGCUUCAUGAACUCAUUAAAUUACUGUACCAUGCCCGGUGCUGUGACGUUACCAUUAUCAGAAUUGGUACAUCAGGGGGAAUAGGGAUUGCACCGGGGUCUGUUGUAAUAACAGAUAGAGCCGUAGACUCCUUUUUUAAGCCCCGGUUUGAACAGGUAAUCUUGGAUAAUGUUGUCACCAGAAGUACUGAACUUGACAAAGAACUGGCUGAGGAACUAUUCAACUGUAGCAAAGAAAUUCCCGACUUCCCAACCCUCAUUGGACAUACGAUGUGUACCUAUGAUUUUUAUGAAGGCCAGGGUCGACUAGAUGGAGCGCUGUGCUCCUUUUCCAGAGAAAAGGGGUUAGAUUACUUGAAAAGAGCAUAUAAUGCCGGCAUCAGGAAUAUCGAAAUGGAAUCUACGGUGUUUGCGGCCAUGUGUAGACUUUGUGGUCUAAAAGCUGCUGUGGUCUGUGUGACACUUCUCAACAGACUUGAAUGUGACCAGAUCAACUCUCCCCAUGAUGUUCUGGUGGAGUACCAGAAACGGCCUCAGCUCCUAAUCUCCAGAUUCAUCAAACGGCGGCUUGGACUUCGUGACCUGACAUCAUAGCUGGGCAGCCCAAUCCUUCCCUGCAAGUUUGUACUUCCAGUCAUAAUGUUGAAGUCAUAUAUUAUUUGUGGCAUUUUUAUAUAGUUCUCAUCCACAUGCUAAAAUCAUAAUUGAAUGAUUUUAUACAACCCUUUCUCUUAAAAAAAGAAUUUAUUGUAGAAGAGUUUAAUAACUUACAUUAAAUUAAAUUCAAAUUUCAUUUUAGAAUGAGUUAGCUAAGUCAGUCUAAUAAUUAAAACUGUAAAACUCCUGUACUGUGACAUUUGGAGUUUCAUAUGCAGCAUUAAUUAGGUUCACAUCAAAAUAGAUCAACCACUUGUGAUAGAAAGCCCAGAGAUAAACCCACGCACCUAUGGUCAACUAAUCUAUGACAAAGGAGGCAAGGAUAUACAAUGGAGAAAAGACAGUCUCUUCAAUAAAUGGUGCUGGGAAAACUGGACAGCUACAUGUAAAAGAAUGAAAUUAGAAUACUCCCUAAUACCAUACACAAAAAUAAACUCAAAAUGGAUUAGAGACCUAAAUGUAAGACUGGACACUAUAAAACUCUUAGAGGAAAACAUAGGAAGAACACUCUUUGACAUAAAUCACAGCAAGAUCUGUUUUGAUCCACCUCCUAGAGUAAUGGAAAUAAAAACAAAAAUAAACAAAUGGCACCUAAUGAAACUGCAAAGCUUUUGCACAGCAAAGGAAACCAUAAACAAGACGAAAAGACAACCCUCAGAAUGGGAGAAAAUAUUUGCAAAGGAAUCAACGGACAAAGGAUUAAUCUCCAAAAUAUAUAAACAGCUCAUUCAGCUCAAUAUUAAAGAAACAAACAACCCAAUCCAAAAAUGGGCAGAAGACUUAAAUAGACAUUUCUCCAAAGAAGACAUACAGACGGCCAUGAAGCACAUGAAAAGAUGCUCAACAUCACUAAUUAUUAGAGAAAUGCAAAUCAAAACUACAAUGAGGUAUCACCUCACACCAGUUAGAAUGGGCAUCAUCAGAAAAUCUACAAACAACAAAUGCUGGAGAGGGUGUGGAGAAAAGGGAACCCUCUUGCACUGUUGGUGGGAAUGUAAAUUGAUCCAGCCACUAUGAAGAACAGUAUGGAGGUUCCUUAAAAAACUAAAAAUAGAUUUACCAUAUGAUCCAGCAGUCCCACGACUGGGCGUAUACCCAGAGAAAACCAUAAUUCAAAAAGACACAUGCACCCCAAUGUUCAUUGCAGCACUAUUUACAAUAGCCAGGUCAUGGAAGCAUCCUAAAUGCCCAUCGACAGACGAAUGGAUAAAGAAGAUGUGGUACAUAUAUACAAUGGAAUAUCACUCAGCCAUAAAAAGGAACGAAAUUGAGUCAUUUGUUGAGACGUGGAUGGAUCUAGAGACUGUCAUACAGAGUGAAGUAAGUCAGAAAGAGAAAAACAAAUAUCAUAUAUUAACGCAUGUAUGUGGAACCUAGAAAAAUGGUACAGAUGAACCGGGUUGCAGGACAGAAGUUGAGACACAGAUGUAGAGAACAAAUGUAUGGACACCAAGGGGGGAAAACUGCAGUGGGGUGGGGAUGGUGGUGUGCUGAAUUGGGCGAUUGGGAUAGACAUGUAUACAGUGAUGUGUAUAAAAUUGAUGACUGAUUAAUAUAAAAUAAAUAAAUAAAUAAAAGUUUAAAAACAAUAAAAUAAAUAAAAAGAUCCCACAAGCUGGGCUUCCCUGGUGGUGCAGUGGUUAAGAAUUCGCCUGCCAAUGCAGGGGACAAUAAAAAAAAAAAAAAAGAAUUUAUUGUAGAAGAGUUUAAUAACUUACAUUAAAUUAAAUUCAAAUUUCAUUUUAGAAUGAGUUAGCUAAGUCAGUCUAAUAAUUAAAACUGUAAAACUCCUGUACUGUGACAUUUGGAGUUUCAUAUGCAGCAUUAAUUAGGUUCACAUCAAAAUAGAUCAACCACUUGUGGAUACAGUUACCCGUCACUCUGUUUCUGAAACUAAUCCAGAAAUUCAUGUUAGAACGUUGUCAGGCACUUCUAGAUGUUGGACAAGUGACAGAAAUUGAUCAUGCAUAUUCAAAAUAUUUACAGAAAAAAAAUGUCAGUGUAAUGUAGGUCUAUAUGAAAAAGCUACACUUAGGGAAAUGUGACCAUACUUCUUUUUUUUCCCCUGCAGGAUUUCAGUGCACCAUGUAAUAGGGUUAGAGGCUUAGGUUUGCCCAUGUUUGUGAUUUUAUCACAAAAAGUAACAACUCUAGAUCACACAUUGAUUUUCAAAUGAAAACCCUUGGAAAUGCAAAGAAAGAUCUUCAUUUUUCUUCAGAAAUCACAAAUGAUUAAAUCACCUUCUAGCAAUUUUUUUUCUUUUAAGGAAAUGCAUUUUGAAGAGGCUGUAUUUUUUAAAUUUCAUUUCAAUAUUAACCUCAUAGGCUGAGGAAUUAAUAACAAGUGAAUUUAGACCUGAGUUCAAGAUGUUGAAGUCAUCCUUUUGUGUGACUUUGAAGCAGGUCUUGCCUGCACCCAACCUGUACCCCUAUUCAGUUUGACCCUCUGGCAGGCAUGGUGUCACUUAGGGGAUACACCUUGCUCUGUAUGAGUUGAUGCCUCCUGGGGGGGGGGGUCUUCUAAGGCUGAUACACUUAAGAGUUGGGAAGCACGGAUGGCAGAAGGGUGGAGGAGAGCUUACAAUCUUGAAUAGCAUGUAACGUUGUGUACAUAGAUUUAUAUUGUUGUGGCUCAAAUAAAAUUUAAUUCCAACCAUGA